Molecule: messenger RNA, 2359 nt
Organism: Sorex fumeus (smoky shrew)
Lineage: Eukaryota; Metazoa; Chordata; Mammalia; Eulipotyphla; Soricidae
Gene: DNTTIP2
Product: deoxynucleotidyltransferase terminal interacting protein 2
Exons: 8
Coding region: 29-2281 (750 amino acids)
Biological process (GO): RNA processing
Cellular component (GO): nucleolus
Molecular function (GO): RNA binding
Source: RefSeq, a predicted model, not a curated record
CCUGGUUAGCUGCCGGGAAGCCGACAAGAUGGUGCUUACCAGGUCGGCGGGGUCUCGGGCCAGCAUCCAGAGAACGCUGGCGGAAAACUCAAGGCCGAAGAAUUCUGCAGCUAAAAGAAAUGAAGUACAUCCAGAUGAUGGGAAAGAAGCUCGAUCUAAUGAUCCAAGAACUGCUGAAUCGCAGGUUCAGACCACUGAGAAACAAAGUCCAAUUCCUAGAAUUCCUCCUAGAUCCGAAAUGAGAAAGAGCAGAAAUACAAGUUCUCAACUAGAAAUGACCAAACCAUCUACUGGCGGAGAGAUCUCUGAAGCAGAGUCAGAUUGUUCCUCUGUGUCUGAGGUUCAGGAGACCUUUUUAAGAAUAACUAGGAGAAGGCAGAUUUUAGUUGUAUGCCCCCGGACGCCUCACGUGAGGAAAAAGGUGAAAGACGCUCCUAUAAGUCAGUCUAAUACUGAGGAAGUCGUCUCUGAAGCAGAAUCACAUACUUCAGGUAUCUCUAGAAUUGUGACCCCAACAGUAAAAUCUACAAGAACUAGAAGGAAGGCCAAAUCCUUAAUAAAGCCAAGUCAAGAAUCAUAUGUGGAAGCAAUUUCUGAUGCUGAGUCAUCUUGCUCAGAUGUUUCUUCAUUUUCUGGAAUUGCAACUAGGAGAACAACUAGAAGUAUGCAGAAAUUACAGCCUAAUGAACAAAAUAGAGUACUAAGAAAUGAAAAGCAAAGCAAAGAUACACCUGUGAAAUCAAGAGACUCAGAUACCAGACAAACAUCUCAUGAUUGUGACUCUGAAUUUCUCAGAAAUUCAGGGAAAAAGCUAUCCGGACAAAAAUGCCAACUUCUUACUACGGGAGGGGGGAAAGAAGCUAAUGAUGCACCUCUUAAAGAAAUACCACAUCAGAAUUCUAAGAUUUUAGAUGAAGAAGCCAAAGAAGUAAUAGAUGGUAAAAAAGAAAUUAAUGUGAAGAAUUCUCAGUUAAAGAAUCAAUCUGAACUUAACAAUACUAGCCUUCAACAAUUAAUUUCUCAGAGGCAUUCAACCCCCACAGAUAGCAAAAUCACACCAGAACCCUCAAACUCAAGCUGUACGACUAUAAUGAAGUCAUUAGCUAAAACAUUUGAAACCAAAAUGAACAGAGGGUAUGAUGAAAGAAUGAGCACUAUGAAAUCAAGUGACUUGAAAGAAUUGGAUAAUGAUGAAGAAGAGUGUACAAUAAUAGAUGUUGGUGAAGAUACGAAUGAAAAAAGGGAUACAGAUUUUGAGUAUGAUGCUGAGCUCCACAAUUCGAAGUUGGACACACCUCAGGAUAAAGAAGAUUCUCUUUUGUUAGUUCUCAGCAGUGAUGAAAACCAGCAGUCUGAAGACAGUGAGGAUGAAGAGGACACUGUGUGUUUUGUUGACAGUUGUGGUCAGCAGGAAUCAUUAACUAGAGACUCUGAAAAUAUGUCAUGUGACAAUGCCUUAUUUGUAAUUGAUAAAACUCCUGGAUUGAGUUCUGAUAAAAAUUUUUACUUGGAUGAGGAAGACAAGGCAAGUGACGUUGCCACUGAGGAAGAAAGAGAUGAGGAAGAGAGAGAGGGGGAUAAGGAUGACGAGAGUGAAGAAUCAUCAGACCAUGACCUAAGUAAAGAUAGUGAGUUUAGCGAUGAAGAUGAUUUACUCAAUAACACAAAGUCUAAACUCCUGAAGUUGACAAGCAGCAGCAUAGACCCUGGUCUAAGUAUCAAGCAACUAGGUGGUUUAUACAUCAACAUAAAUGCAGAUAAACUACAGUCAAAUAAGAAAACCCUGACACAAAUUAAGGAAAAAAAGAAAAAUGAGCUUCUGCAGAAAGCUGUCAUUACUCCUGAUUUUGAAAAAAAUUACACUGUCCCACCAUACCGUGAAUCACAGUAUCAACUUCAGAAAAAACGUAGGAAAGAAAAACAAAAAACAGCAGGUGAUGGCUGGUUUGGCAUGAAAGCUCCAGAAUUGACAGAUGAAUUAAAAAAUGAUCUCAAAGCACUGAAGAUGAGAGCUAGCAUGGACCCAAAAAGGUUUUACAAGAAAAAUGACAGGGAUGGCUUCCCCAAAUACUUCCAGAUUGGAACCAUUGCUGACAAUCCAGCUGACUUCUACCAUUCACGAAUUCCCAAGAAACAGAGGAAGAGAACUAUUGUGGAAGAGCUGCUGGCUGAUUCUGAGUUCAGAAGAUAUAACCGAAGGAAGUAUGCUGAGAUCAUGGCUGAGAAAACAGCAAAUGCUGCAGGAAAGAAGUUUCGGAAGAAGAAGAAAUUUCGAAAUUAAACUUUCCCAAGCAAAUCACAGUCUCCUCAUUAUUUGUUACUAAUUCUGUUUUUGAAGACUAAUGCCAUCGCAUAAAUU